Molecule: messenger RNA, 2912 nt
Organism: Clarias gariepinus (North African catfish)
Lineage: Eukaryota; Metazoa; Chordata; Actinopteri; Siluriformes; Clariidae
Gene: anos1
Product: anosmin-1
Exons: 14
Coding region: 86-2068 (660 amino acids)
Biological process (GO): neuron differentiation
Cellular component (GO): extracellular region; cell surface
Molecular function (GO): protein binding; peptidase inhibitor activity
Source: RefSeq, a predicted model, not a curated record
GAGACAGAGUGUGUGUGUGUGUGUGUGUGUGUGUGAGACCCGGAGUGUGUGGACAGUAGCACGGGGACGAGGAGCGCGAGCCGCGAUGAGCUGCGCGAGCCUGUGGACUACGGCGGCGGUUCUGGUCGCCAUGGUAACCGGUGCGGCGCAGGGGAGCGCGAGGCGGCGCGGCGAGUCGGUGCUGGUGGCGGGUGUGAGCCGCGCGCGCUGUGCCUCCCGGUGCCUCAGCCUGCACCUCACCCGCAUCACCGCCAUCAGCACACACACACAGGGAAACGGAUCUCUGGUUUGGUGUCAGAAUCACAAGCAGUGUUCGAAGUGUCUCGAGCCUUGCAAAGCAUCCUGGGAUCUCAGCGAGAACGAGUGUCAGGAUUUGUGUGAGUCUGUCUUCCCGAAUAAACAGUCAGAGUGUGUGGUGAGCUGCGAGUUUUUCCUCUCGGUGGAAACGGUAAAGCAGGGGGCGUGUCCAGCUCCGGAUCGAGCGUCCGGAUUCGCUGCCGCGUGCGUGGAGAGUUGCGAGAGCGACGAUCACUGCUCCUCUCACAAGAAGUGCUGCUCAAACGGCUGCGGGCGGACCUGUCAAACGCCCAGGAACGUCUAUAAAGGUGUUCCUCUGAAGCCCAGGAGUGAACUGACCUUCCUCGAAUUGUCGUCAGGACGUCUGGAAAUCCGCUGGUCUUCAAAAUUUAACAUCUCAGCAGAGCCGGUGGUUUACGUCGUGCAGCAGCGCUGGAAUCACGGCAUCCACCCGAGCGAAGACGAGGCGACGGCGUGGCAGGAUGUGGCGCAGGUGACAGAGGAGCGGGUCGAGCUGCCGGUCAUCAGAGCCACGCGCUGGUACCAGUUCCGCGUUGCGGCGGUUAACAUCCACGGCACUCGCGGCUUCACCGCGCCGAGCAAACACUUCCGCUCGUCCAGAGAUCCGUCUCCUCCUCCACGCCCAUCUGGACUCAGGGUGGUGAACGUGACGAUGGACAGCGGCGGCGUUGUGACGGCACGUCUGGACUGGACGCUUCCUGAAGAGCCGGACAUCCCCGUCCAUCAUUAUAAGAUCUUCUGGAGCUGGAGCACUGCUGGAAAAAACACAAUUCCAUCCAAGAAGAAGAGGAGAAAGACCAUGGACGGGGCGAAGAGCUCAGUGACUCUGGACGCUCUGGCGGUGAACAGCUCGUACACGGUGGAGCUCCAGGCCGUGUCUGUGUGGGGAUCAGUCAGACUGAAAAGCCCCAAAGCCACUCUGCAGUUCAGCACCGCUCAGGAGAAUGAGCACGCCAAGCUGGUGUCGAAGCUGAGCAGAGCGUUCUGGCGGAGCGCGGCGAGCUCGCUGGAGGCGGGGACUCCGUACUACCAGGACGGACAGCUGCAGCUCCGCCUCUACUGGAAAAACAGAGCAGAUCCCAUGACGAGCCGCUUCCACGUGCAGUGGACUCCUGAACUCUGCCUCGACAAUCAGAGCAAAGACGCGGAGAAAUCCGUCACACACGAGAACUUCAUCCAGCUGGCCGGCCUGCUCUUCUCCUGCACCUACAGAGUGACCGUCCACACACUCAGAGCCAAGAAGCACUCGGAGCUCGGCACACUGUCCUUCACCACGCCGUCCUGUCCCGCGCUGCGGAGCAAAACACACAAACACAUCGUCUGUCCGGGAGAGAAAGUAGCUGUGAAAGUUCUGUCCAAACCUGAGAACCUGACCGCGUCCUUCACCGCUAACGGCCACAACCUGACCGGGCGCUUCUCCUGGCGCGUCUCCCGCCCUCAGCCUCAUCAGCCAAUCACGGGGCUCCAGGUCACGUGGACGGACGUGACGGUGGUGAACCGGGAGAACGGCCUCCCGAACAGCCUCGUGUCUCAGGCGCAGAUCCUCCCUCCGGAUCAUAACUUCCUGGAGGUCGUGAAUCUCCGGCCCGCGUCCUCCUACAGGUUAGAGGUGCAGGUCAUCACCAGUGCAGGAGAAGGUCCAGCUACCAUGAAGGUUUUCCACACACCCAGUGUUACCUCAGCCCUGCACCACAGGCCCAAACUUCAUCAGCACUCAGGACAUCAGAAGCACUCGUCUGAAAAGCACUGAGAAACCAGAACACCUUGAGUCAACCUUCAGAAAGCUUUAACGUUCUACCGACCAUCUCUUGGACGGAUUCCUCCACCUCAGAACUGCUUCUGGGUUCGGUUCUGAUCUGGUUCUCCUGCUGGAAUAAACACUGAUGAUCCUGAUGGCAGAAUUCAGGACUUUCUGGACUGGUUCUUGUUCUUGCUCUGGUGUUGGAACAGAACUAGUUUGAAGUCUUCCAGUACAAGGUCAGGCCUGGUUCUAGUAUAGGGACAUCUGCAUCUGGACUGGUUCUUCUGCUUUGUUGUCUGUACUGUGUAUAGUGACAGAACUGGUACCAGAGUGGUUCUCCUACAGAAGUGAGACUGGUUCUCCUUCUGAAAGCACUGACUCUGCACUGUUCUCCUGGCUUUAAAGUUACAGAACCAUGUUCUCCUCAUGGAGACGGUUUCACUUCAGUAUGAUUUCCGGAACUGGUCCAGUUUUCCUUCAGCCAGAACCCGGGUCUGGAAGGUACUAGACUUGAAGUAUGUUUUUUUGUUAAAAUAUUUUCCUACCUUCUCCAGAGCCAUGUGAACAGAUGAAUGUAUCUCCAGAAAAGUGGAAUUUUAAAACGUUAAUAACUAAAGAACGUCUCCGUCCUCACGAUUUAAACCCGAGUUCAACUGCAUGCCUGGAGUUUUUCACUAACAGAUUAACAGAGAUCCUGAAUGUGGAACAUUACUGCGUAUAUAUAUUGUUAGUUAAUAACUUCAUACCUUUGGGUUGGAUUAAACUGAUGUAUUUGCUUUAUCUAUAUUUAUUUACGUGUGUACUUUUGUUUUGUUAUUUGUUGUGUGUGUGUGUGUGUGUGUGUGUGUGUGUG